AUGGUGUCGGGGACGAUAAUCCACAACGUUGGCUUCUUCUCGGCGUCGCGGGCACAGAUCCAGGACGCGGAGCGCAACCGCAGGAAACGAUGCGCCGCCUCAGCUGCCGCGAAGCGACGGGGGGAAAACGUGAAGGUGGAGAAGUUCCGCCCCAUCGACAUGCUUCAUGAAGACGAGCAUGGACAGUACUGGUCCUACCACCUCUUCGAGUACGGAAAGAACAAGGAGGGAUACUGGAGGAGCGGGCUCAGGAUGCUGGACCACAUGUCAGACGUGCUCGACAUGUUCACAGUUCUCUACCCUGAGCACAAGCCUGGAGGCCUGUUCGACUUGUCGUCCUGUCAUGACUGCAUGGAGGUCGGCGCACCGUCGGUGAAGAGAAUGAACUUGGGUGUCGGUGGUGUGAGGAACGGAGAAGAGCUUGCGCCGAUGGACCCCGUGACCAUCCUCGAAGAUACCCCGAACCUCCCAGCCGGCACGGUACAGCACUUGGUGUUUCGGAGGGGGGACGAUCCCCCCUUCCACUCCCCGCAUCUCAAGCCGGCGCAAUAUGUCGGAAAGUUGAAAGGAAUGCGGCAGAUUUUGUGGGAGAGGGGGCUCCUGGUCAAAGGCAUGAGUAAGACGGGGGGCUCGGGCGAAAAGCAGGACCUCAGCAAGAGCAUGGAGCACGUUUUGGGAGAGCAGAAGGACUUCAAGGAAGUUGAUUCUAGUCUGGUGCUGUUGAUGCAGCGCCACGGGGGGGCCUGUCUCAUGCUUCCUAAGUACCACUGCGAGUGUAACCCCAUCGAGCUUGUUUGGGGCCGAGCGAAGGACUGGACUCGAAAGAACUGCAAAUAUUCGUUGGAAUGCUUGCGCAAGAACGUGCCGCUGAGUUUUAGACCAGAGAAGGAUAGACAGGCUGUUUCGGUAGUCCAGGGCUACUGCAAGAAGGCGUACACACACGCCCUCAUGUACCGCGAGACGCGUGUGCAAGGGCCUGAGGGCAAGAAGACGUACAAGAAGUACAAGUCGCACAGGCGCCCGACCCCGAAGGAAUGGAGGCCGUAGAGUCGAUGGCGCAUUCUUGUUCAUUGAGCUGUAUUUGUUCAGUUUUUUUCCGUGUGUCUGGUGGGAAUGUUGUACAAAAAUGGAGCAUUUUUGUUGAAAACGACCAAUUUUUGUGAUGUAUGUACGCUAUAGGUGCGGCAGAGGCAUUUGCAUAGUGUUUGAGGGCGUUCCUGUGCACGUAUGGGUGGUUUGGUAUGAAAAAAAAAAAAGGAUUAGCAACAUAUAUCGGGGAAAAGUUGCUCUAGGGCCAAUUUCGUGGGUUCGAGACCCGCCGCGAGCAUCUUUUUUUCUUUUUUUUCUCUUUU
Ectocarpus sp. CCAP 1310/34 is the source of this 1352-nucleotide messenger RNA. The record is from the annotation of a GenBank genome assembly. Lineage: Eukaryota; Phaeophyceae; Ectocarpales; Ectocarpaceae.